Messenger RNA from Micropterus salmoides (largemouth bass), 1058 nucleotides. RefSeq names its product runt-related transcription factor 3-like. Gene Ontology annotation, cellular component: nucleus. The transcript is spliced from 5 exons. The record is from RefSeq and is a predicted model, not a curated record. The annotation marks the transcript as partial. Gene Ontology annotation, biological process: neuron differentiation; regulation of transcription by RNA polymerase II; hemopoiesis. Lineage: Eukaryota; Metazoa; Chordata; Actinopteri; Centrarchiformes; Centrarchidae. Gene Ontology annotation, molecular function: RNA polymerase II cis-regulatory region sequence-specific DNA binding; ATP binding; DNA-binding transcription factor activity, RNA polymerase II-specific.
AAAGACAAAGGUAGAAAAAUCUUUCUAUUGUUCCCUCUCAGAUCCUGUUUUAAAACGUCGGCCAGCAACAUCACCCACCGGCCGCCAACUGGAGGACCAGCGCAGCACAGCACCACCCAGAGGCCUGGUACAGACCGACAGCCCAAACUUCCUCUGCAGUGGCCUGCCGCAGCACUGGAGGUGUAACAAGACCCUGCCGAGAACCUUCACUGUUGUCGCCCUAGGCAAUGACGUGCCAGACGGCGUUGCUGUCACAGUGAUGGCUGGCAAUGAAGAAAAUAGCAGCGCUGAGCUACGCAACGCCACAGCAACCAUGAAGCAAGGCUACGCCCACUUUAAUGACCUCCGCUUCAUAGGUCGCAGCGGGAGAGGCAAGAGUUUCACGCUCUCCAUCAAUGUGCUGACCUCGCCUCCUCAAAUCGCCACCUUACACAGAGCCAUCAAGGUGACUGUGGACGGACAGCGGCUGCCAAGACGGCAGAGGCAGAAGGAGGUGAAGUCAGGAGUGUUCAGGUCAUCCUGCAGCGGCACUGCAUCAUCAGAUUGUAGGUCCUUUUCCUCCACCCUGUGGACCAACGAUUCUACGUUCCUGGGCCAGGUGAACUCGUUGACUUCCUCCUUCACUCCAAGUCCCAGAAUGCACCACCUGCCUGCGCUCUCCUACUCCACCCAGCACACACCCUACAGCUCCUACCUGUCUUCUGCUCCUCCUCCUCCUCCUCCUCCCCCUCCGCUGAGCCACAGUGGUCCGUUCCAGCCGGGCAGCUUCUACUACGGACCGAACCAACAGCUCCAAACAACAGGGGAGGACCGCAAUGUUGUCGCAGCACUGACCAAUUAUAUUGAAGGGGCGUGUCUUUCCAUAAGAGGGGAAGAGCCUGUCUGGAGACCUUAUUGAUGAUCAAAUAUUUCACUGUUUUUUGGAAAGUUUUACUUUAUUUUCACUCUUGGACUCUCUAAAAUAAAAAAAAUUAACUUCUCUGUUGUUUGUCAGCAACUGUAACUUCUGUGUACUACGGUGAUUAUGCUGUUCUUAUUUACUGUAAUGCAUUAUGUAU